UAAGGAGCAGACAAUGUCAGGCAUUCUCAGCGGCUCUGGCUGGGUUUCCCCCAAGGGUCUGAAAUCUCCUCACCAUGCUCUGGGUUCCCCUCAUUGUCCUACUGGGGACGUGGUGCACAGGUUCCAGCUCGCAGACUGUGGUGACUCAGCCGCCCUCAGUGUCAGUGUCCCCAGGAAACACCGUGAAACUCUCCUGCACCAUGAGCAGUGGGACCAGCAUCAGUAGCUACACUGUGUAUUGGUACCAGCAGAAACCUGGGAAUUCUCCACAGUACCUGCUGUAUUACUAUUCGGAUUCCAACAAAGGCCAGGGCUCUGGGGUCCCUGCUCGCUUCUCUGGUUCCAAAGACACAUCCAGUAACACCGGCUAUCUGACCAUCUCUGGGACACUGGUAGAGGAUGAUGCUGAUUAUUACUGUGCUGUGUGGCACAGCAGGGCUCUUCCCGGUGACACAAUCAGAUGGGGAAGUGAGACAAAGAGAAUCAGAGGGUUCCAGCCACAGACCCAUUUGCCUCAGGAAGCCGAGCUCGUCUGGAUUCCCACCAUGGCCUGGGCCCCUCUGCUCCUUACGGUGCUCACUUACUGCUCAGGUUCUCUGGCCCAGUACGUGCUGACUCAGCCGCCUUCAGUGUCUGUGUCUCCAGGGCAAAAUGCUCAACUCACCUGCUCAGGGAACAACAUUGGGGGCAAGUACGUGCACUGGUACCAACAGAAACCUGGCAGCGCCCCGCUACUUGUUAUAUAUGAGGAUAGCAAGAGACCCUCUGGAAUCCCCGAUCGAUUCUCUGGUGCCAACUCCGGUAACACGGCCACGUUAACCAUCACUGGAGUCCAGGUACAGGACGAGGCUGAUUAUUACUGUCAGGUGUGGGACAGCAGCGCUGCUCACAGUGACACAGCCAGAUGGGGAAAGAGAAUUGGAGGGUCCCGGCCACAGACCCGUUUGCCUCAGGAAGCCGAGCUUGUCUGGAUUCCCACCAUGGCCUGGGCCCCUCUGCUCCUCACGCUGCUCACGUACUGCUCAGGUUCUCUGGCCCAGUACGUGCUGACUCAGCCGCCUUCAGUGUCUGUAUCUCCAGGGCAAAAUGCUCAACUCACCUGCUCAGGGAACAACAUUGGGGGCAAGUACGUGUACUGGUACCAACAGAAACCUGGCAGCGCCCCGCUACUUGUUAUAUAUGAGGAUAGCAAGAGACCCUCCGGAAUCCCCGAUCGAUUCUCUGGUGCCAACUCCGGUAACACGGCCACGUUAACCAUCACUGGAGUCCAGAUGCAGGACGAGGCUGAUUAUUACUGUCAGGUUUAUGACAGCAGCGCUGCUAUCUUCGGCGGCGGAACCCAGUUGACCGUCCUUGGUCAGCCAAAGGCAUCUCCUACCGUGCACCUCUUCCCUCCAUCCUCGGAAGAGAUAAGUACAAAGAGCAAAGCCACACUGGUGUGUCUGCUGGGCAGCUUUUACCCAGGGUCAGCCCAAGUGACCUGGAAAGCUGACGGCAAGCAGAUCUCCACUGGAGUGGAGACGACCAAACCAUCCAAACAGAGUGACAACAAGUACAUGGCCAGCAGUUACCUGUCUCUGGCUGCAUCAGAUUGGAAGACCCAUGAGACCUACACCUGCCAGGUGACACACGAUGGGAAGAACAUCGAGAAGUCUUUGCAGCGCUCACAGUGUUCUUAACCUUCUGACCCUCAGAUGGCUCAGCUGGUCCUUGUGUCUAUCAGUAGAGUUUUCCCCAAAAGAGCUGGAAUCAGUCUGUAGCAUCACCUUAAUGCUGAUCUCCAGCAGCUCUGCUUCCUGUUUGAUGUGGGGGAUCUUUGACGAUCCUUUUGAUAUCUGCUUUUAUUCCUAUGUUCCCACUGCUCUCACCCCCUGCAUUCCCUGGAAAUGUCCUUCCUGCUUUAGUCUCUGAUGCAGCCUUGUUAUGAUAUUAAUAAAACCAGAAACAUUCAGCUUUCGCUGUCUGUGAAGAGUUAAAAUUAUUGUCUCUUUCAAAUGUUUUCAAAAAGUUGUUUAUCGUGAUUCUGCAAUAAAAGAUGGACAUUUAUCUGCCAA
Messenger RNA from Trachemys scripta elegans, 2054 nucleotides. RefSeq lists its product as uncharacterized. The record is from RefSeq and is a predicted model, not a curated record. The coding region runs from base 75 to 1679 and encodes 534 amino acids. The transcript is spliced from 8 exons. Gene Ontology annotation, biological process: immune response; immunoglobulin production. Lineage: Eukaryota; Metazoa; Chordata; Testudines; Emydidae.